CUCAGCAGCGGCUUCACACGAGGCCUACACGAGCCGCAUAAUGUAUCUAUCUCAGCCCAUAUAUUUGGACAUCUCGCAGGCUAUGGGUCGGCCCAGGCAUCCCUCAGGCAGCUCACACGCACCUAAGGCUAAUCUAGUUCAUCAUCACAAAAAGCCGGUCAAAAAGCUCGACUGGUUCGCAUCAUGUCCUCCGUACCACUUUCUGAUAAGGGCAAAGACAACAAAACCGGUGAACCGCCUCAAUCGAGGGCACCCGAUGCCCACGUCACGGAGAAUCCUAAUGCAACCAACACCUACGGUCAGCGUUACAAUAAGGGAGAUGUUGUUUGGGUAGAGAAGAAGGCCGAUGGACAGCAAUACAAAGCCACUGUUGUAGAUGCGCGACAGUCAGGCAGUGGGUGGGAAUAUCACUGCAGGGAUUCGGACGGCAAAAGUCUAUGGGUGGAAGGCUUUGAGUGGAUCAAGUCAAGAGACAUGAUCAAUGCAAAAGGCUGA
Molecule: messenger RNA, 495 nt
Organism: Periconia digitata
Lineage: Eukaryota; Fungi; Ascomycota; Dothideomycetes; Pleosporales; Periconiaceae
Source: the annotation of a GenBank genome assembly